This is a messenger RNA of Hippopotamus amphibius kiboko, 2649 nucleotides long. RefSeq names its product 5'-nucleotidase domain containing 3 (gene NT5DC3). Lineage: Eukaryota; Metazoa; Chordata; Mammalia; Artiodactyla; Hippopotamidae. The coding region runs from base 55 to 1695 and encodes 546 amino acids. The record is from RefSeq and is a predicted model, not a curated record. Gene Ontology annotation, molecular function: 5'-nucleotidase activity. The transcript has 14 exons.
GCGCGGGCAGAGCACCGGCCUCUGGGCGCCACUCGCAGCGGGGCGGCGGCAGGCAUGGCCACGGCGGCGGUGGCGGCGGUGGCUCGUGGGGCCGGUGCAAGGGCGGCGGCGUCCCUGCGGGGCGGCUGCCGGUCUGCGGGGCGGGGGCGGUCGCGCGCUGGCCCCGUGCAGCCCUUGUGCACAGCACCUGGGACCGCCCCGGACAUGAAGCGCUACCUCUGGGAGCGCUACCGGGAGGCGAAGGGGAGCACGGAAGAAUUGGUUCCUUCAAUUAUGAGCAACUUGUUGAAUCCAGAUGCCAUCUUCUCAAACAAUGAGAUGAGCCUGUCAGACAUUGAGAUCUAUGGCUUUGAUUACGAUUACACCUUGGUGUUUUAUUCCAAGCACCUCCACACACUCAUAUUUAAUGCCGCUCGGGACCUUCUCAUCAACGAACACCGGUAUCCUGUGGAAAUCAGGAAAUACGAGUAUGACCCAAACUUCGCCAUCCGUGGACUGCAUUAUGACGUGCAGCGGGCGGUCUUAAUGAAGAUUGAUGCUUUCCAUUACAUCCAGCUGGGAACUGUCUACAGAGGCCUCAGCGUGGUUCCCGAUGAGGAAGUCAUUGACAUGUACGAAGGCUCCCACGUACCUUUGGAACAGAUGAGCGACUUUUAUGGAAAGAGUUCCCACGGAAACACCAUGAAGCAGUUCAUGGACAUCUUCUCCCUGCCCGAGAUGACGCUGCUGUCCUGCGUGAACGAGCACUUUCUGAAGAACAACAUCGACUAUGAGCCGGUGCACCUGUACAAAGACGUCAAGGAUUCAAUUCGGGACGUGCACACCAAAGGAAUCAUGUACAGAGCCAUCGAAGCAGAUAUUGAAAAGUAUAUCUGCUAUGCCGAGCAGACCCGCGCGGUGUUGGCCAAACUGGCUGAUCACGGCAAGAAGAUGUUUCUCAUCACCAAUAGCCCCAGCAGCUUUGUGGACAAAGGGAUGAGGUAUAUUGUUGGAAAAGACUGGAGGGACCUGUUUGAUGUGGUCAUUGUUCAGGCCGAGAAGCCAAACUUCUUUAAUGAUAAGCGGAGACCUUUCCGAAAGGUGAAUGAGAAAGGCGUCUUACUCUGGGAUAAAAUCUACAAGUUGCAGAAAGGCCAGAUUUACAAGCAGGGCAAUUUAUAUGAGUUUUUGAAGCUUACUGGAUGGAGGGGAUCCAAAGUGUUGUAUUUUGGUGACCAUAUAUACAGUGACCUGGCGGACUUGACGCUGAAGCAUGGCUGGCGAACAGGUGCAAUUAUCCCAGAAUUAAGAUCUGAGCUCAGAAUCAUGAACACGGAGCCGUACAUUCAAACUAUGACUUGGCUGCAGACUCUGACUGGGUUAUUGGAGCAGAUGCAGAUUCAUAGGGAUGCGGAGUCACAGUUGGUUCUGCAGGAGUGGAAAAAGGAGAGGAAGGAGAUGAGAGAAAUGACCAAAGGUUUCUUCAACGCCCAGUUUGGAAGCUUGUUCCGCACAGACCAGAACCCCACGUACUUCCUGCGCCGCCUGUCGCGAUUCGCCGACAUCUACAUGGCGUCCCUGAGCUGCCUCCUGAACUACGACGUCAGUCACACGUUCUACCCCCGCAGGACCCCGCUGCAGCACGAGCUCCCCGCCUGGUCCGACAGGCCCCCGGCCACCAGGCUGCCGCUCCUGCAGGAGGCCCAGGCCAAGUAGCCAGCGGCCCGGCCACCCUGGGCACGGAAAGCCAGGACCAGCGACGGCCCUGCACCGGGCCGACUUUGCGUGGAUGUGACUGUCGCUUUCGGAAGUGAUAUAGAUAUGCCUUGUGAUACUUACUUUGUAUAUUACGGAGGAUACCGUCCCCCCAGCUCAUAAGGACAGGAGCCCGCCGUCCACGGGGCCACCCUCCUGUACACGUGGGGACAGCAGCCGGCUUCCUGUCGACACCCUGUAAUCAGCCUUCUUGUUUACCAAGGUACCAUAACUGGCGUCAGAUGUUCUGGGAGGGGGAGGCUUCUUGAUGCCAUCUCUCGAUCCCAGCAGGUGACGUUCUGAAAUGCUUCUUGACCCUUCCAUGGAAAACGCAUGGAAAACCUGAAUAUUCACAGGCAGGGCAGGGGCCCAAUGUUGUGCAGCGGUGACCUGCUGGCAGAAAGCUGAUGCUUGAGUGAGUGCUCCGAUAGCAUACCACGACGUCGGAGGCAGAGGUGGUCCCCACACGGCAGCCGGUUCCCAGAUGCCUGGUACUAGGGCUUUGGCACUCUGGCGCCUCGCUUGAAAGCGGACUCAGCCUCUCUGGAAGUCUUUCUUGAGAAAGAGCAAGAGACGUUUGAGUUCUUGGCCUUCAUUCUCACUCUCCAUCUUCUGUGUCCUGCCCCACGUUGGGAAGGACCAUGGUGGCCCAAGUGAUGGGCAGGUUCACUGUUUUCCCCAGAAAAGGAGGGCAAGGAGAGAAGAGCUUCUGGUUAAAUCUCCAGCCAGCAGAACAGACUUUGCAGCAUGAGGCUGCGAGAAACACACAGGUCAGAAGAGCCAAUGCAUUUGUGGUGGGUCUCCCAGGACUUUUUUACACCUGCAACUGCCACCCGUGUGUUGGUUGAACAUUCUUAUUGGAGGAUGGAAAAUGAAACGAAAAAGAAGUCCUUGUAAUAAAGUGCCACGCUGUGA